Triticum aestivum (bread wheat) is the source of this 964-nucleotide messenger RNA. Its product is annotated as ubiquitin-conjugating enzyme 15. Lineage: Eukaryota; Viridiplantae; Streptophyta; Magnoliopsida; Poales; Poaceae. The record is from RefSeq and is a predicted model, not a curated record. Bases 113 to 964 code for a protein of 283 amino acids. The transcript has 10 exons.
AGCAUCCAAUCCAGCCCAAAGGAAAAUAUAAUAAAGAGCCGCCCUUGUCCUCCUCCUCCUCUUCUUCUCUCCUCUUUCCCUUCACCUUCCUCUCCACGGACCGGAACGCGCCAUGACGAGCUCCUCCACGCCGUCCCGCAAGGCGCUGAGCAAGAUCGCCUGCAACCGGCUGCAGAAGGAGCUCGCCGAGUGGCAGGUCGGCCCGCCCGCCGGCUUCAAGUACAAGGUCUCCGACAACCUCCAGAGAUGGGUGAUCGAGGUGGGCGGGGCGGAGGGCACGCUCUACGCCGGCGAGACGUACCAGCUGCAGGUCGACUUCCCCGAGCAUUACCCCAUGGAGGCACCUCAGGUCAUUUUCCUCAACCCGGCGCCGAUGCACCCGCACAUUUACAGCAACGGGCACAUCUGCUUAGAUAUACUGUAUGACUCGUGGUCGCCUGCGAUGACUCAACGCCCGGCGGACAAUGACCGCUACGUUAGGAACUGCCGCAACGGGAGGUCGCCGAAGGAGACCCGAUGGUGGUUUCACGACGACAAAGUAGUUCGGUUUGCUCAAGAUUCAGAAUAUUUUAUCAAGUUACUAACUGACUGGUUAUUAACUGAGCUUGAUUUACUAAGAUUCAUGCAUGGGAGCGAACUGGAUUUAUUCUCAAUUGGGUCGCAAUUGCAAAGGAUACUGCGAAUUGCAGCCGAAGAGUUGCUAUUCUGGGUACUCUUCUUCAGCUCCGGCUUUGAAAGUUCAGAGUUCGAACAUAAAGCUGCUGCAGCCGAAUGUGCAACGACAACUCGAGCUAUGAAGGCCAUUGCUAAUGCGAUUGCUGCCCUCUGCAAGGUGGCCGAGGUGCCUCGGGACCAGCCUGAUGCACAGAUCAAGCCCUGGGCAGGAGAAGUGAGAGAAUUGUUAUACGACAUGGAGGACUACGCUGACGAUUUUAUGUUGCGCAAGAUGGAGAAUGAAGACUGA